GGGUGGCCCGCGCCGCGCCCCGCUGAGUGCUCGGCCGUCGCCGCCGCCGCCCCGCGUCCCCCGCGCCCCGGCUCUCGGGCACCGGGGGCAGGAGCCGAGGGGAGCACCCCGCCGGCGCCGAGCCUAAAAUGGCCACGCUGCUCCGCAAAAUCGGGCUCAUCCGCCUGCACAACCGGGACACCGAGGACCCCAAGCACCACCACAACCACCGCGGCGGCGGCGGCCAGCAGAGCGCGUCGCUGCGCGGCAAGGGCGGCGCCAAGAGCGGCGGCCACAAGCAGCAGCAGCAGCAGCAGCAGCAGCAGCACCCCCCCGGGGGCGCGGGCGACGCGAGCCCCGGGCCCGGCAAGGGCAAGGGCAAGCGCGCGGCGGAGCCGACCCCGCGCGACAAGCCGCCGCAGCCGGCCGCGGGGGCGGCGGGGGCGGCGGGCGCCGGGGGCCCCCGGGAGCGGGCGGCGGGCGCCAGGGCGGGGCCGGGCCCGGCGGCGGCGGCGGUGGCCGCGGGCGGCAGCCUGGUCCCCGCGGCGCGCCAGCAGCACUGCACGCAGGUGCGCAGCCGGCGGCUCAUGAAGGAGCUGCAGGACAUCGCGCGCCUCAGCGACCGCUUCAUCUCCGUGGAGCUGGUGGACGAGAGCCUCUUCGACUGGAACGUGAAGCUGCACCAGGUGGACAAGGACUCCGUGCUGUGGCAGGACAUGAAGGAGACCAACACCGAGUUCAUCCUGCUCAACCUCACCUUCCCCGACAACUUCCCCUUCUCGCCGCCCUUCAUGCGGGUGCUCAGCCCGCGCCUGGAGAACGGCUACGUGCUGGACGGCGGCGCCAUCUGCAUGGAGCUGCUCACGCCGCGCGGCUGGUCCAGCGCCUACACCGUGGAGGCCGUCAUGCGCCAGUUCGCCGCCAGCCUGGUCAAGGGCCAGGGGCGGAUCUGUAGAAAGGCCGGCAAAUCAAAAAAGUCCUUCAGCCGCAAGGAAGCCGAAGCUACCUUCAAGAGUUUGGUGAAGACGCAUGAGAAGUACGGCUGGGUGACCCCGCCCGUGUCCGACGGCUGACGCGCCGGACGUGCGGGAGACGCUCCAGCCACCUGUCCACUCACACGAGUUCCCAACAUCUCCUCCUCAACACCGAGCAUCCUCACCCUUUUCUACUCCAGCCGGAACUGAAUCCCGAAUGCCAAGGAGACGUUUAAGUUAUUGAUGAACAGAUGUGUUUACAGGGAGAGCGAGGGAGCCAGCACCGUUCGGGAUUAGGUUCGACUGUCAACGAGCAGCCAUCUCGACGUCACUUUAGAACCGAUGCUGAGGUGGUGACAUUCCCCAGCCCGCCUGCCCCCCCCCACCCCGCCCACCCCUCACACGGCCCUUGGCUUCUUCCCAGACAGCAGCUCCGAGGAGCAGGCAGGAGCCCCAGGGCCCCGCUGCUCGACCCACUUACCAUACACGGCACGUUCCCACGUACCAGGAACGCCCCGCCUCGCUGUGCUCUGUGUCUCUGUUGCUCUCCCUGGCAGGUCGACCUAACCUGGAGACGUGUCUCCCUGUGGCCCCAUGUGACAUGUAGACCUCAUUCGUGCUAUGACCUUUGGCUCCUGAAAACACAAAUUUCAUAUCGCCAGGUUCUCGUGAUUUAAAACAGCGACUGCCGCGUUGGUGAACAUGGGGUCCCCGUGCGACACGCUGGGCCCGGUAUGGAAGGCAGGGCUGCUGCGGCCGCCGUGGGCUCCCUGGGGCUCCGCAGAGGGACAGCCCCCUUGGUACUCCGAAACGCUCCUACGACUCCACAUUUGUGUUUCUGUCUCUUCCCGGUGGGUCAACCCACCACCACAAGCGAGAGACACUUCCCCGUUCCCUGAAUCAUCGGACUCAUGUUACUCUCUGUGCUAGUGACAGGGAAUGCCAGAACUGCCAAAGGACACCACGUGAUGGUCCGAGGGCUUGCAUGACCGGGUCUGUCCCUCACCCUCCCGUCACUUGUGUCCCCGGGGGCUGGGCUGUGUGAUGCGUGAACACCCUCGCUGUCAUAGCAACUCGCCGUUAUUCCUUCACCCACAUGUUCAUUUUUCUCUUCUGUUAAGUUACUUAGAACUUUCUAAGAAACUCCAUGAAGUGAGGAAGCACGGUUUAUAACAAUACGUGGGAAGAGGUAAAAAUGUUCAUCCCAGGUGGAAAACCUUAUUGGACACAUUUUAAAUAAAAUCAUGCAUAUCUGA
Molecule: messenger RNA, 2209 nt
Organism: Mustela lutreola (European mink)
Lineage: Eukaryota; Metazoa; Chordata; Mammalia; Carnivora; Mustelidae
Gene: UBE2QL1
Product: ubiquitin conjugating enzyme E2 Q family like 1
Exons: 2
Coding region: 129-1052 (307 amino acids)
Source: RefSeq, a predicted model, not a curated record